GAGCCAAGACUAUGACAACCUAAAGGGUCUCCUUAUACCUGUAGUUCAUAACUGCUGGGUAGGAAUCUGCUUACGCUUGUUCAAUAUACUAGGCAGUGCUUGCUCCUACUGUAGGUAUAAUAAAAGAAUGGUCGCUGUGUUUGUCAACUUAGUCUGAACUGCCAUGACUCUGUGCAUCUUAGAAAGCAAACCAUCCUUCACUCUGCUGCUUUCACUAGGGCACCCAGCACUGCCCAAACUAGAGAUUUUGGAAGGCAAUACAUAGGCUGCCAUAGGUUGGUCAGCUAAGGGGAAACAUCCCACAUCCGAUUUGUUCUGCCCCAGCCACAUUUCCUAGUCUUUCUGCUAGUCCCAGAUCAUGUAUGAGAGACUAGAACAGUCUGAAAGUUUGGAAUAAUGAGAAUCUUAACAGAUUAACUCCUGAAUGUUUACUUGCUUACUAUUAAAGGGUACAGAUUGUUUGCAUUGUAUGUUCAUUCUGACAGUAUUAGCCACUUUACAGUAAACCAGAGGAGGAGAACAACUAAACUUGCUCGGUUCUCACUAUUUACAGUAAGAAAGAAAAGCUGAUCCUAGAUGUGUUAGCUUAUUCCACCACAUGCAGUAUACCUUAUAGAGAAUUUCAGUCACCCACAAAUUGAAAAUAAUGAAGCAAUUUUACAACAACAAUCCAGGGCAACUGCCCAUAAACAUAUAGACCCAUCCUUAAAGGUAAGCCAAACCAUGCCACUAUCUCCACUAUGUUAAUCAUAAGCAGAUCCCUUCUUCCUCUACACAUUGGCCUUUUGAUUCUCACCGCUGAUAAGUAGUUUACAUCUUGUGGUAUGUCCUCUAUAUUUCUGCUCUCUAAGUCCCCUUUGAACAGUGGAUUGUGUACUUUUACCCCUGUCCUGAGGAGGUUCUUGUUGGGGCACAGCUCUCAUACUGUUUCUGUCAUCAGCUGUUGUUUUCCUUGGCCAACGUUAACAUUAAUUUAUGAAUCUUAUUGUGUGUGUUGAUCUUAUAUUUUCAUUUUAUUAUUUUUUCUGUUAGGUGUCCAAAAUUCGUAACAAAUUCUGACAGCAGUAUCAUCUUCAUUUAAUAAUGAAAUGCAGUUUCAGCUUAAAAUACCAACAAGACCAAAACUGUAGUGUGUGUGUGUGGUCACAGGCAAUGCUCCUUGAUUUGAUAUGAUUUUUGAUUUUGAUUUGCAUUGAACAUGAGCUGUAUAAAUCAGAUGAAAAAAAUCUAAAUGUUGUGUUGUUUAUGAUUUUUUUCUAUAUUGUUCAGGUCCUAAAAUUCUCAAACCUUGGUUGCUUUUAGAUGCCAGUGUUUGAAUUUGAACACGUUUGUACUUGCAAUAAUACUUUUCUUCUUUCAUCCUUUAUAAUUGUACAACAUAUGUACAACUUACAUACGUUCAUACUGAAUAUCUUAUAACUCUGUUACAAGCUUGUUUAGUGAUGAGGUCAAUGAUACAAGGGAUAAUGGUAAAUUACUGUAGAGUGAAGGGGGGUUAUCUAAUGGUGGCCAAACAUCACACUGAGUCCUUUAGGAGGGGAGAAAUGGUAUGAAUGGUUUGUGCUUGAAGCCCAUUGACCCAUUUUACAAUUGUCUUCAAGCUCAGACAAUGGAAAAGGGUUUCAUAACCAAUCCACCAACCCCCUCAAACACACACACAUACACACACAGAGUAACAGAGUUUAUUGUUUUUAUGUUAUGAGGUGCCUGAUUUCUUAAAUUUCAAGCUCAAGCUCCAGUCAAGCUCAGAACGUUAGUUUCUUAAAAACAUAAUUUGCCUAAUUUCCAAAAAUGAUCACCCUCACAUAAUCGUAAUUUAUAUUAAAGCAUGAUGUGCUUAGCUGGUUGAAAAGAUGGAGCACAACAAGUGAGUGACUAAGAGUGUGGCUGGUUAAUCAGGAAUACAUCAAAGAACAGGGAGGCAGGCAGAGAGAGGAUGAAUGGAGGCGGUAGGUGCGUUUGUGGUUUGGCCAGCGGCUCUGUCCUUUUAUCAUUACAGCCUCUUGCUCUCAUCUUUGUUCUCAUUUUCCACUUAACCCCACUCUCUCAUUGUUUAUUUAAAGGGCAUUUUGUGCUUUACACUUUUGUUUUGCAUUCUUCCUAUCUGUCUUACGUUGUAUCUCUGUCUAUCUUUUUGUUUCUAACAAGCACACCUUUCCUGUAUCUGUUUUAGUUUGUUUAUGCUUUGUCCCCUUCCAUGUCUCUUCUGUCUCCUGCUGAUCCUCUGAUUCUGCUGCAGCUUAUUGAUUUCAUAUGUUUCACUCAGAUCCUACAUAAAGACACUAAUAUCAAAUAAUCACAUUCUUCUCUGAACCAGGGAAUGAAGUAGAAUUAGGGCAUGAACCCCACUAGAAUAACAAUGAGAAAGGGGGGGCAACCCUUUUUGUCUUGGCACUUAUAUUUUAGAGUAGACAAAACAUUUUGUGUAUAUCUGAGGAACAUAUGUAUUAUCCUCCUUGCUUAUGAAUGCUUAGGAAACACUAAAAAUAUAUUUUGUCAAGAGGUGUUCAGCAUUAUUUUGAUUAAGAAAGUUUCAUGUUACAGCGGUUAAGCUUCUGAGUGGAUUUGGACAAUGAAGCCAGACUUGUAACCCUCAGUGUCUCAAAUGUAUUUGUGGAAUAAAUCUUGUAACUAUUUCAGACAGAAUGGUCUGCUAAAUGACACGUAAAUGUACAGAAGAGAGAGCAUUUCUUCUCACUAACUUGCUAUGCUUCUGUGAAGUUAUUGUAAGAAGGGUAAGAACUAGAUGAUCUGGCAGUGAUUUAAUGGUCGAUAUAAAAGCAUGAAAAUAAUCAAGGAGGGCAGCGGGUCUGUGAUCACUGACUGUCUUUGAAGUACCCGAGCUCAGAGCCAGACAAUGUGCUUUUUCAAUCACCAAUAAAACACCACACACACACACACACACACACACACCCUUAUGCCUCAACAUUAAUGCAUUCAAAAUACCCCCAUUUCUCUCUCUCUCUUUCUCUCUCUCUCUCUCUUUUUCUUUGUCUCUCUCUCUCUCUCUCUCUCUCUCUCUCCAUUUACUAUUAACAUCUUUUUGAAUUCUGUGCUGUUUGUUUAUUGGCUGCAAGAUGGAGAGGGGAGGGGUUAUCCCCCAUCCUUACAGUGGCUGCUGAGGCUGUAUAUAUCUCCCAAGCAGGACUGAUGCUCUACUAUUGUUCUUCUAAACAAACUUAUGGACAGAUGUCUGGAGUAACUGAGUGAAUGGGGUAGAUUUGCAAGUAAAAUGAGGUGUGUGGCACUAGCAGAAGAACCUAUGUGUAAUCACUAGCCUGAGAAAGUGGUUCCACAUUGUGGCAGACCUACUUUUUUCUUUCUUCUUGUCCCCUUUUUAAAAAAAUAUUCUUAUUUACUUAUUUAUUUGUUUGUUUGUUUUUGUUUGUUUGUUUAUUUAUUUAUUUAAUUAUUUAUUUGGUAAAAAGCAUUUACCUAAGGCUGGGUAGUGUGGAACCAUGCUAUUGAUGUCACUUCUGGUAAUGCUGAUGCUGAUUCGUUGGAGUGCAGCAGUACCUGUGGGAAGAGAAGUCUACAGAAUGCCACAAAAUGUGCUCAAAGCUCUCUCAAAUAGAGGCACAGUGGUGAUGGAGUCAUCACUGGUCCGUGCUCUUACUGCCAUAGAUCAGACGAUAGCAGACAGGAGCAGGGCAGAGGCCAGCUGCAUGGGAUGCAUGCCUUGUCUGUUUCAGGACUGCGGACAGCACUCAGGAACAUGUGAGUCUGCAGAGUCUGUACUGAUGGAGCCGAGCUGUGAGAUGAUGAGACAAACUCAAAGUUUGCCUGAAGAGACUGAGAGAAGAUGGAUACUAAGUCAAAUGUGUGGGUUCUACCAACAUCGCUGCGCUACCUCAGAGCUUUACUCUGACUCCUGCAUCAGGAUCAUGGGAGAGAGCUGCAGCUCUAGGCUAUUACAAUGCAGUCUUAUUAAUGCUAUGCAGAACUUGGAGCCAGCCAUGGAGAUCAGGACAAAGGCUUUGUGUGGACAGAGGGUCUCAGGUGGAAAGACCCUUACACAGCCAAACUCACGGAUCAUGGGUGGCUCUCAGGCGCCACCUGGCAGCUGGCCUUGGAUUGUCAACCUGCAGCUGAAUGGAGUUUUGAUGUGUGGAGGAGUCCUGGUGGACAGCUCCUGGAUACUCACUGCUGCACAUUGCUUCACUGGAAGUCAAAGUGAGCAUUACUGGACAGCUGUAGUUGGAGAGUUUGACAUCACUAAGGCUGACCCUGAUGAGCAGGUCAUGAAGGUCAACCGCAUUAUCACACACCCAAAGUUCAACCCAAAGACAUUUAAUAAUGACAUUGCCCUGGUGGAGCUGAGUUCUCCUGUGGUUUUGUCAGAGCGUGUAAUGCCUGUGUGUUUGCCCUCUGACCCUGAGCCUCCCCCUGGAGCACCAUGUCUGGUGGCUGGAUGGGGCUCGCUUUAUGAAGAUGGUCCAGCAGCUGAUGUGGUGAUGGAGGCAAUGGUUCCUCUGCUGUCUCAGAGUACAUGUAAAAGUGCCCUGGGCAAACAGCUGCUCACAACCACCAUGUUCUGUGCUGGCUACUUGUCCGGAGGUAUCGACUCAUGUCAGGGAGAUUCUGGUGGGCCACUGAUUCUCCAGGACCUUACUUCAGGGAGGUUUCAGUUAUAUGGUAUAACAUCAUGGGGAGAAGGCUGUGGUGAGAAAGGCAAGCCUGGUGUAUACACACGUGUUGUGGCUUACAAAGACUGGAUCCUCUCUGAAAUCCAAAAAUCAUUUGGAAGCAGGGAACCCACAUGUGCAGAGCUUCUGAAGACAUCAGAGUUGUCAGAGGAGCAACGCAUGUCCGAGUUCACCUCACUCUGCCAUUUCUACAUGCUGAGCUGCCCUUUAACCUUGGAUCCAUCUGGGUGCCAGCGCUUAGCCCAGGACAACUGUCAGAGCCGCUUUAAAAAGUGUCAAUUGCAUUUGUUCCUGCAGACUCUUUUGGAUUUGUUGCAGAAGGCAGAUGAUUAUAUCCGAGAUAAAGUGGACCUAACCUUCUUCACCCAGAGUCUUCCCCAGCUGGUGGAACAUGUCUACAGGUCUUCAGUCAAUGUGCGAACACGAAGACAAACCCUUAAAGCAGAGCAGGUAGGCCACUCCUCCUUGCCUAUUGCCCACAACCCACCAUCUGUAUUUGAGGAGGUGGGCCCACUACUGGAUAACUGGGAGAGUUACCUAAACAGCAUUGCUACUAAUUUGGAACAGCACAGCAAACAUGUUGAAUCAAAUCAGCAAACUAAAGAGAAACUAAACCUCUUCCAACAGGAAGGCAACUCAACACUUCACCAGCAAGACAGAGAUCUGCUCUCUACCAUUACUUUAGUUUGCUUCAGACUGGCAUCUCGCCACAUUUCAGCACUGAAAGAUUUGGAGAGAUACUCAUUUUGGAUGGAUUUAAUAAUUUCCGGAAGAGCGUCUGAUAUUCUAAGUGGAAAACUGGAACCCUCACUGCAUCUCCACAUGAAGGACAUUGUGAAUUGGCGCACUCUAGUGUUUCAGCUCCUUAGUUGCAGUGAUGUGAUAAAGUCUAAAGAUAAAACAAGUAAAACAGAAAAUCUGCUAAAAAGAACAGAUCUGGUACCCAGAGCUGGAGAGCUCAUUGCACCUCAGGAGUUAAGGACUAAGAAGAGCCCUGUGCAGGGUGGAACUCGCUCAUGGAUGUCUGAUUUGCUGGAAGGAAGACAAUCAGUGACCAGCUCCACCCCGAUCCAGCUUCCCCUGCCACUUCAAUUGAACUCUAACAAGAGGACGAGUGUGUUUUCUCACAGGAGGCCCAGAAGGCAGCUGCUUGGACAGAUCCAUGAAGCAAGCAACAGAGUGUGUCCUGGGGUUGCAGAGUUGGCACAGCAAGUCAUUGUUACCAAGGAGAUGUACAACUGGAUUCUAAACAUCACACCAAGCAACCUCAACAUGAAUUUCCAAGAGGUGCUGGUUGACAUCAACACUAAAAAUGAACAUGGUCUAUAUGAAGCACGUGUCAAAGCAACAGUAGGCGGACAUCCUUUGACUUUCUACAGUCUUGUGGGACUGGAGAAUGAUUCAUUUUAUCGGAGCAUGCCACACAUAAUUGCUCUAGCACUUGAUGCACUAAAAACCUAAUGAGGCAUGUAAAAACAUACAUCACUCCCAAAUGCAGUCGGUAUUGGUUAUGGACAGUGGGUGUUAAUCACCCAAUCUUUAAUCCUGCACUGUCUUGAUUCAGUAUAUUUUCACUUGUCUGUAGUGACAUACAGCAGAAACAUUUCACUUCUGCAUGUGUAUGUAACUUGACAGAGACAAAUUACUUACUAUUAAUUGAAGGAUCCUCCUAGACUUCAGGCUACGUAUAAAUGAUAAUUUUUUAUUAAGUAAAGAAAUUCAGUAGCAUAUUGGCUGACAGAGGGAUGAUCUCUUCAGUAUUUUUCAGUAGUCAUUAUAGGUGAAGUGCCACAUUCUGGAAAACAAUGAACAAAUUUACAGAUUUUUCAGACAUUGAAAAGUCUGGGACUUGAAGUUGUUCUUGAACUGAUGUUUUGAUGUUCAUAUUUUUCACUGAAAGUAUUUCUGUGGGUCAUGUGGCCUAUACGGGUCAUGCUGCCUUAAGUUAUUCAUUGCAAUACUGUAAUUUUUGUAUGUAUUUAUUUUUGUAUAGAGAAGACCAUUUCAUAUUUUUGUAAAAGGAAAGAAAGAACAGAAUGCAAAUUAAAUUGAUCUAAAUAAAUACUUACCUUUUCUGACUAAAGUGCUUAAUCUGCUAAAACAUGAGGAUGUCUGGUUAAAUAAAAUCAGAAGUUUAAUAAUCACACUGCACCCGCACCAAUUUAAUAACUCUAUCUGCAACACUGCACUUUGUUGAUCUUGUAUUGUA
Molecule: messenger RNA, 6855 nt
Organism: Hemibagrus wyckioides
Lineage: Eukaryota; Metazoa; Chordata; Actinopteri; Siluriformes; Bagridae
Gene: prss56
Product: serine protease 56
Exons: 15
Coding region: 3459-6107 (882 amino acids)
Biological process (GO): proteolysis
Molecular function (GO): serine-type endopeptidase activity
Source: RefSeq, a predicted model, not a curated record